GCAGACAUUCCAAAUGUUCCAAAAUUUGGGACAAACCUGGAAAACAUGUGGAUUUAAAUAGACUUUCCACAGUUUUCAACCUGAGAACCUUCAACCACCAAUCAGAGUAGGCUAAGUUUUAAAAAAGGCGUGUGUUAUUCUGUGGACGGUUACUACAGACUUAGAACUGGUUGCAACCAGAUCCCUCCAACCCUUCUCCCUCCUCUGUAUGAAUGUGACUCUGUGGCACACACAGCACGCCUGUUCUCGGGGUUCACGCGUGUCUGUGGAUAAAUGUCUGAGAGAACAUGUGGCUCAUAUACAGUACGUGGGCUACCCUGCGAUCGUUCGCAGAUGGAAGACAGUGGAAACAGUCGCAGCUACUCCGACGAAGAACGGAUUAAUUUCAGCUGAAAUUAGCAACUCUCAGAGCAUGGGACUGUGCAGAGCUAAAGUAACCCAGUUCCUGGGAGCUAAAGAGUACUCCAAGGCCCCUGACGGAGGAUGGGGGUGGGUGGUGGCUGUGGCGUUCUUCCUGGUGGAAAUGUUCACAUAUGGCAUCAUUAAGAGCUUUGGGAUCUUCCUCCAGGACAUGAUGGAGGAGUUUGGCGAGACCAAUAGUCGGGUCUCAUGGAUCAUUUCCAUCUGUGUGUUCAUCAUGACCUUUAAUAGUCCUCUCUCCUCAGUGAUGAUGAACCGCUUUGGCUUCCAGUUUGUUGUUAUGAUUGGAGGAUUACUUAUAUCCACUGGCACCAUUGCAACUAGCUUUACCAGUUCACUCAAUCAGAUAUACAUCACCUAUGGAUUAGUGACAGGUCUGGGCUACUGCCUGACGUUCCUGCCCACUGUGACCAUCCUGUCAAAGUACUUCAGCCAUCGGCGCUCUCUGGUCACUGCUCUGGCUUCUACUGGGGAGUCUCUUGCGAUGUCUGCCCUAGCGCCAGGCUUUUCUGUGUUAAGAGACAAAAUUGGCUGGAGACACACCAUGGCAGUGAUUGGAGCUCUGCAAAGCGUCAUCAUCAUCUGUGGUGUGCUGCUCCGGCCAAUCAUUAUUAAACCCAGAAUGUCCCAAAGCCAAAACAUUGAAACGUCUUCCUCAAAGGAGCUGGAAGCACUCAAGACACAAGAGAACGUAGACAGUUUGGUUCUGGAGAACAUUGAGACGACUAAUGGCGUCCUGUCACUUAAAGACACCUGUACACCAGAGGAGAAUACUUCACUGGACAAAGAGGCAAAGCUAGAGACGGCUCCAAACUCUCUGGAAAAAAGUAAAGAACCGGAAACAGAAAAACACAACAAAGAUGACAAACAAAUGAUGGACCAAGGAGAAGGAUGCAACUCAGGCUGCACAAAGCAAUCUGCUGCAAAUUCUAGACUCCUAGACUUCUCCAUCCUCAAAGACUCCAGCUUUGUCCUCUACUCUCUGUUUGGACUGUUUGCCACUCUGGGCUUCUUCGCUCCUCCGCUCUACAUCAUCGAGCUGAGCGUGAGCCAUGGGAUGGAGCGAGAGCAAGCCACCUACAUGCUCUCCAUCAUGGCAGUGGCUGAAAUCUUUGGACGAUUCGUCAUCGGGUGGGUCCUGUCCCAAAAUGUGUUCAGGACGAGGAAGCUCCAGGUGCUCCUGGUGUGUGUGAUUAUGAUGACAGUGGACUUAGUGGGAUUUACGCUGGUGACACAUUUUUACACUCUGGCUUUGUGCUGUAUUGUGUACGGGUUCUUCAUGGGAACCAUUGCAUGUACUCACAUCCCUAUGCUGGCAGAGGACGAGGUGGUCGGCGUGGAGAGGAUGUCAUCAGCUGCCGGUGUCUAUGUGUUCAUCCAGAGCUUUGCUGGACUGGGUGGGCCGCCACUUGGAGGUGUGCUGGUGGAUGUAACUAAGAACUAUGGAGCGGCGUUCUACUCCUGUGCGGUGGGAAUGGGACUGAGUGCUGUGUUCCUGGGAUUUGUUAGACCUGCAAAGAAAGGGUUGCCCUGCAGGAGGAGGAGCCCAAAAUGCUCUGCAGUUGAACAUGAAAGGAACCCUGGCUACAAGGAGGUGAGCGGAGAGGAGAAACCGGACCAAACUCACACCACACACGACUGCUCUGAGACAGAAGACAAACGGGACGUCAGUCAGGAAGGAGUCAAAGAGGUCACAAUUCAAUACUGAGCUGAAAAAACACACAAGUAAAAGAACAAAUCAAAUGAA
Poecilia latipinna (sailfin molly) is the source of this 2167-nucleotide messenger RNA. RefSeq names its product solute carrier family 16 member 6a (gene slc16a6a). Bases 209 to 2128 code for a protein of 639 amino acids. The record is from RefSeq and is a predicted model, not a curated record. Gene Ontology annotation, biological process: transmembrane transport; monocarboxylic acid transport. The transcript has 6 exons. Lineage: Eukaryota; Metazoa; Chordata; Actinopteri; Cyprinodontiformes; Poeciliidae. Gene Ontology annotation, molecular function: monocarboxylic acid transmembrane transporter activity.